AGGCAAUACCAGUCUAGCGUAUAACUGUUACAUUUUCUAGGCCAGGUCCUUUUUGAAUCUAUGUUUAUCUCCAAUCAGGAAGUGAAUUACUGACUCUUCGCAUUCCUCCAUCCCUAAAACUAUAGCUUUAUCUAAAAUGGAUAUUCCCCGCCGAGCCCAGCACUUUUUAGAGUGUGGCAUUGAAGAAUGUAAAAGAAACUGCGAGUUCUAUUGCAACCCUUGCCAUCAAAGAUUGUGCAAACAAUGCAGCGAUGCACAUCUGAAAAGUCCUGAAAACAAGAACCAUGAGGUGGUCCUUUACCAACAACGCAAACGACAACUUCUUGCGGAGAAAUGCAAGAUCCACCCCACUAAAGAUGUGGACAUGCUCUGUGAAGAAUGCCAGGUUCCAGUGUGUUCCAAAUGUGUUACACAGCAAAUUCAUCGGGGUCAUAUAUUUACUGAUCUAGAGACAAUUUAUGCAGAAAAAUAUGCAGAUUUCCAACAAGAAAUCUUUAAAAUCCAGGAAUAUUUUCUUCCCAUAUCACAAGAUUUACAGAAAGAAAUUAAAAAAGAUUCCUCAGAAAUGAAACACAUCAUGGACAACAUCAGAACAUCCAUGAAGACUGAAGGUGAAACCCUAAAAAGUCUAGUGGACACAGUCAUAUCUGAGAACAUGAAGCAGUUAGACCAGAUAGAAAAUUCACUAUUAGAAGAUCUAAACACCCAAGACAUGACCAUGGAUGAUUACAUCACUUAUCUUAAUAACCUUGUCAAAGAGCUCCACAGAUGCCUGUCCUCUUCAGAACCCCAGGAAUUAAUGUCUGAAAAGAAACCAAAGAUCCAAUCCAUACCAGAGACAACAAAACCAGUCACUCCAGAAUUUACUGCUGGUCAAUACAACAAAAGUGAUGUCACCAAAUUACUUGGUAAAAUACAGGUCCCCACCACUAAAGCAGAGAAGAGAGAAAUUAGGCCAAUUAAAAGUGUCUACAAUACAGCAAUGAAACCUACACAUAAACAGAUGAAAGAAGACAGAAAGAAAUCUGACAGGAAACAAACAUUGUCGCUAUCUGCCUCUGUCACCAAGGUCAGAGAGUUCAAUAUACCAGGUGUUAGGAAUGUAUACCAUGUAUCAAAAGAUCAAUCACACACACUCUGGAUCAGUGACGGUUUGGGAAAUCUUGUCCAAUUGGAUCUACAGGGAAAUGUGAUACAUAAGAUAAAAACCAGUGAUGGACGUGGUUGCCACACAGUCACACAGGACGGGGAUCUGAUCUUUACAGACAAAUACAACAGUGUCAUUAAUAGGAUAACGCAAGAUAAUAAUAUCACUGAAUUCAUAAAAACUGGAGUCUGGAGACCACUCAGCAUACACUCCUCCCACAUCAACGGGGACUUACUGUUGGGGAUGAAGAAGGAUGACGAGGCUAAAGUCACCAGGUACAACAAGACAGGAAAAGAACUAAAGAAGAUACAGAGGGAUAACAAAGGAUGGCAACUGUAUAGUGUACCAUACUACAUAACAGAAAACAUCAAUGGAGAUAUCUGUACAUCAGACCUUUAUAAUGAAGUAGUGGUGAUGAAUAAAUCAGGACACGACAGGUUCUCCUACACAGGUCAGAAGUCAGGGUUCCGUCCCUAUGGAAUCUGUACUAAUGUCCUCGGUCACAUCCUGGUGUGUGAUGGUUUCAGUGACACUGUUCACCUCCUAGAUCAGGACGGUCAGUUCUUGUCUCUGUUAAUCACAAAACAACAAGGGGUAAAGACUCCCCGAAGUGUGUGUGUGGAUGAUGAGAACAAUCUCUAUUUGGGACAAGGAGACACCAACACACUGACAGUGUACAAGUAUCUACAGUGAUUCUAAUUCUAGCAUAAACAUAUUGUAAUGUAUAUUGUAUCAAACUUUGAGGUAUCAAGUUAAUUGUGCAUUAAGCUAUCAUUUUUAUUACUUUAUAUCAGUUCAUGACUUUAAUCUUCACAUAAAAAUAAAAUCGUAUUGUGUAGAAUCACAUUUAUUCAUAUAAUCCGUGUGUUUUAUUGACAUGUUUAAUAGUUGGA
This is a messenger RNA of Saccostrea cuccullata (small rock oyster), 2040 nucleotides long. RefSeq names its product RING finger protein 207-like. The transcript has 2 exons. The coding region runs from base 137 to 1840 and encodes 567 amino acids. The record is from RefSeq and is a predicted model, not a curated record. NCBI's taxonomy places the organism in Eukaryota, Metazoa, Mollusca, Bivalvia, Ostreida, Ostreidae. Gene Ontology annotation, molecular function: zinc ion binding; protein binding.